Saccharomycopsis crataegensis is the source of this 3465-nucleotide messenger RNA. It is a transcript of the gene RIC1, whose product is annotated as Ric1p. Gene Ontology annotation, cellular component: Ric1-Rgp1 guanyl-nucleotide exchange factor complex; cytosol; Golgi membrane. The transcript has a single exon. The coding region runs from base 1 to 3465 and encodes 1154 amino acids. The record is from RefSeq and is a predicted model, not a curated record. Gene Ontology annotation, biological process: retrograde transport, endosome to Golgi; intracellular protein transport. NCBI's taxonomy places the organism in Eukaryota, Fungi, Ascomycota, Saccharomycetes, Ascoideales, Saccharomycopsidaceae.
AUGUUUUGGCCCUUAGUGACCCCGUCUGAGUUGGAUAUCACCGAUCUCGUUAAUGGGGACUCGCUUAUCCAAAUCGCCACCCCGUCGGCGGAUCCUAGGACCCCAUUCGCGAUCAUUUCCAAGACCUCGAUCUACGUGGUUAACCAACAGCCGUUGACGAUUCUUGCCAGUCAUAUCCGGUCGCCUGAAUCGAUUGAGAGCUAUGGUUUCAACGUGCUGAUGAAAACCAUUGUCGAACCCCCAUCGAAGCUCCAUGCUAGCAGCAGUAGUAGUAACAGCAAGGUGUUGAUUGUGCAAACAGAGAAGAAUUACUUGAUGGUCUAUUCGAUCAAUGGGCCUACCGUCAAUCGCGAUUCAAAAUACGAGUUAUUGCAAGUUUAUGACAAAACCGGCUCGGAUCAUUUGAUCCAAGACGUUUAUCCUGUCGAUAAAACUUUGUCGUUUUUCAAUUUUUCCAGCUUCAGCGGUGGUGACACCAACCAAUACCGGAAUGAUAAGAUCAACGGGGUAAAGUUUUUGGAAAGUGAUUUCGAAGAUGAGACUACCAGGAUUUACGAUAGCGGGUUGAAGUUUCGGUUGGUGUUGAAAAUCUCUAAUGAUUUGAAGGGGUACCAACUAAUGCCUGAUGGACAUUUAUGUAUUAUCACCAAUAAGAAAAGCAAUGAGAAUUCACAAGAAGAAGAAGAAGAACAACAACAACAACAAAAACUGCCAUCAUCCGACACAAUAGCCAACAACUUGGCGAUCCAAACUAUCAACAUUAGAGGCUCCCAAGAAACCGUGAAAUCUUGCUUUAUUGAUGAGUUCCCAUGGUUCAACGAGCCAGACUUACAAUCAAUAAAAUAUUUCACUUAUAACGAAAAAUGGGACUUGUUUGCAUUCAUCACCAAUUCUGGCAAUUGCUGGAUGUUCAAAUCAACCAACCCCAAGAACCGGCUUGACUUCACCCAAACCACCGGGAACUGCGUUUAUAGACUCGGCAACGCUAAACAAGUGUUGGUCAAUGGCACGUUCAACCUCGUAUUAAUCGUCACUUCUAAUGAUGAUAUCUUCUACUAUAACAUGAACCAUACCCGACAAAAAUCACCGGGGUUCCAAAUCCAAUUGAUUAAAAAAUUCAAAAAACCCUUGAAUUCUAAGAAAAUCUUGCUGGUCAAGUUCUCGAAAUUGGAAAAUCUCCUCUUGGUGCUGUACAGUAAUGGAUGGUGUCUAUUAUCGAUUUUCGGGAACAUCAAUUUCUCGACCUUUGACUAUGAUGAUAAUUUGGGGAUCACCGGAGUCAACGCCUCCUCGGGAAACAACAACCGAAUGGGAUCGCAUAAUUGGUUCACCAAAGUGAAAGAUCUCGAUGUUUAUUGCAAUGACUCGUGUUUAUUGGUGAUCAAUGACUAUGGACUAUACAGUUUCAAACUCCUCAAAUGGAGCUGUCUUGAUGUACAAAGCGAUUUGAGUACUAAACGGCCGGUGCUCUAUCACGAAUCAAUGAUUUAUAUCUUCAAUGGGAUUGACGACACUACCGAGGCGUCGUCGAUCCCGGAAAUUAGCGAAACCACUAAAGAAUUGACCAAAGGGUUCAAUAUUCUUGAUAUCCCAAUAUACCGGUACAGUCUUGUUAAACCAAUAAAGAUGGUGUCUGUAUCGAAAAACGGGUUAAAUUUGGCAAUUUACGGCGGGAAUAGCUAUAAUUUCGACCGUGAUAUUGUGGAUAAUGCGUUUAAUGACACCAAUAAGAACAAUUUACUCGUUUAUAGCUUUGACACCAACACCUGGCAUCGCUUUAUUGACAGUUAUUACGAUUCGCUAAAUAUCGGGUGCAAUAUUUUAUGGUGGCAAAACGAAUACGUCUUUGUCGAUAAUUAUAACCCUGAUACCAACCACUACGAGAUUUUGAUGUUGAACGUUGGGAAAGUGUUCAAAUCGGUGGGCAAGUCAUCCCGAUCCCGAGCAACCAUGAAUAGUAAUGGACAUUCCAGUGAUCGAGGGAGAAAAGAUCAGCGGGUGGCUGACGAUGGGAGAAAUGACCCUGUCGGGGAGAUUGGAUCGGUGACGGAAUUCGAUUCCCAGUGUAUUAUUUGGCGGUAUGAAAUUGGACCAACUCCAGUGAAGUACAUAAAUUUGGAUAAUUCGCUCGAUGAAUUGAUCAUUAUGACCUCGGAUAUGAAACUUGUGAUUUUCAAACUUGACCAACAAACCGUGGGCAAGACAAAAGACUCCUCCACCGAUGAGAUGGACUCGGCUAACGAUUACAAAGUAUACCGGAAACAAGUAUCGAUUAAUCUUAUCAUCAAACUAUCGCUCAAGAAUUUACACAUCGACGUUGAUUCGCUCGGAAAUUUCAACCUCAUUAAAAUCAGCCAGUUUUCCAACGAUUUACUCAUGCUCGUCAACGGGAAUUUAUAUCUUUUGAGUCUUGUGAAGGAUGAAUCUGGCGAUCGGGCAGCGGUAUACUCGUACGAAAUGUUUUUGGUGUACAACAACAUUGAAUUUGUCAACAAGAUCAACAAUGAAUCGUUUUAUUUCUUCAACGGUGAUGAUGUAUUGUAUUUGGAUGAUUUGGACAUGCAAUAUAACAAGAAUCAUCUAGUCAGUCAUGGUAUUACUUCUGAGAUCACAACCCGAUCCGCAAGCAUGUUGGCGAAAAUCAAUAAGCUUCGAUCAUUGAAGAUAUCGAACUUUGACGAGCAAUUCUACCCGAUCUUCAUGAACUCGACAAAGAAUUACUACAUCACCGGGCUUACCGUCGACAUCGUGAGUAUUCUGAGAAGAGGUCAAGAUUUGUUAGGGGAACAGGAAAAGAUAUUGAAAUUAUUGACCACCAAGAAGUUUUUCCUUCAUGAUCUUAUCAGUUUCGAAUUGGAUAAAGUCAUCGUUGCUAAUGAUGGGGAAGUGAUGGAAGCGCAACUAGAUGCCAAGCUCGUCGAGAUUUUCGACAAGUACCACCAUUGCGGUAAUUUCGAAUACAGUUUGGAAAUGUUGUUGUACAUGGUGACGACAAAAGACAAUGAAAACGAUUCGCAUAGUAACACCGAUUUCAAACUCCGGUUGCUCUUGGUAUUAAUCAAGAAAUUGAAAUUGAAUUAUUUGAGCAUCAUUGCGAAAUGUCUUCGGAAGAUCGAGGUGGAGUAUUGGGACAGGGUAUUUGAUCAAUUGAAUUUAACCUCCAAGCAGUUAUUGCACGAGUGCAUUCGGAUCAAAGAUUAUAAAACCGCAGGAUACUAUUUGAUUAUUCUUUUAAGUCACAAGACCACCACCACUAUUGUUCAAGAAGAAGAAGAGAUCGACGAGAGUGAUAAGCAAGAAAUCAUGAGUUUAUUGAAGAUCAUGGUGGAGAACUUUGACGACCCAAAGUAUAAUAAGAACAAUGAGCUUUGGGAUAUGGCGAUUGAAUUGAUUAGGUUUUUGAAAGUUCUUGAUGGCAGUGGGGAGAUCUUGCAACAAUCGAUCACUUUUUUGAGUAGUGGAUAG